AUGACGUUGGCGGCUUACGUACAGUACGUAAAGCGUUGCACAACUCUAUCCGGCGACGUCAUCUGCGUCCCGCACGUUGACAUUGGGCUCGUACCCUGCGAGAGGAAGCGGACAGACCAGGCAGGAUGGGCGCCUCCGUGUCCACACCGACUGCUCCCACGGUCAAAGCAGAGGCCAUGAUGGCCGCCCCCCCACCGGGCUGCCCCAUGCACCAAGAAGUACAGCCUGUCAAAGUGUCUCCACCUUCAGAGUGUCCCAUGCAUCAAGCUCAACCACCCAAAGCGUCUCCUGCAGCGUCUCCUGCAGCGUCUCCUCCGUCGGAGUGUCCGAUGCACAAAGCAGAACCAGGCCCGGCCCACCAGGAGCGAGCGUACGAGUUCGUGGAGUGUCCCAUGAAAGCGGCGGCGGCCGGCGUCAACAGCGACAUCGAUCCGGCCAAUAUGAUGCCUCCUCCCAACCAGAGCCCGGCCCCGGACCAGCCCUUCCCGCUGUCCGUCCGCAGGGAGGAGUCCACCAUCCCCCGUCACGGUGCAGAGAAGAACUGGGUUUACCCCUCGGAGCAGAUGUUCUGGAACGCCAUGCUGAGAAAAGGGUGGCGCUGGCGCGACGACGACCUCGCUCCUCACGACAUGACCAACAUCAUCAACAUCCACAACAAGAACAACGAGCAGGCCUGGCACGAGAUCCUGAAGUGGGAAGCCAUGCACGCGGGUGAAUGUCCAUGUGGGCCCACGCUCAAGAGGUUUGGUGGGAAGGCUAAGGAGUACUCGCCCAGGGCACGCUUCCGCCACUGGAUGGGGUACGAGCUGCCGUUCGACCGCCACGACUGGAUCGUGGACCGCUGUGGGAAGGAGGUGCGCUACGUCAUCGACUACUACGACGGCGAGAUCGAUAAAGACAGCUACCAGUUCUCCAUCCUGGACGUGCGCCCCGCCUUCGACUCGGUCGGCGCCGUGUGGGACCGCAUGAAGGUGGCCUGGUGGCGCUGGACCUCGUAAAAAGGACGGAGCAGCCGUCGCCUCAUCGGAUAGAAACAAGCGCAAAGAAAACAACUCUCAUUCUUAAGUCUGAAAUCUGCUCACGAGACAAAAAACUAAACUAAACAAAACCACAGGUUUGACUUCACAUAUAAAUACGGAGACAAAAGACGUCUUUCCUUCCUUAAAUGAAUGUGUGAUAUCUUCUCUGUCUUUGGAGAGUUUCACGUAGAAAGUGAUCAAGACCAAAUAAAGAGGCUGGAAGUUCUGUUAGCAGAAGGCAAACGGGUACAUUUAUUAUUCAUCCACCUGUCACGCUAACACGAGCUAUUAGCUUAGCAUUAGCUAACAGAGCUCCGCAGCUCUGAAUCAGCUGUGAUCUGCAUCAGUUGGGAUGAGUCUGACAUUUCUAAAAAACCUCGGUGGAAAAGCUGUUGAACCCUGGAAACGUCCUUUUUUAUCGGACAGUUACUUCACAUACUGUCAAGGUUUAUUAUUUCCUCAUUAGAUCUUUUUUCUUCUUCUUCCAAUCCAUUUCGGUUUCGCUGAUAUCCAUAUUUUUAUUUAUUGUUUGAUGAAUGACUGUACAUUUUAUUUCUUCCUGUGUCUGAAAACUUAUUUUGGUGAUUUUAAAGUUGAAAUAAAGCUGCUCCUCCUCUG
Mugil cephalus (flathead mullet) is the source of this 1637-nucleotide messenger RNA. Its product is annotated as holocytochrome c-type synthase. Gene Ontology annotation, molecular function: holocytochrome-c synthase activity. The coding region runs from base 126 to 998 and encodes 290 amino acids. Gene Ontology annotation, biological process: cytochrome c-heme linkage. Gene Ontology annotation, cellular component: mitochondrion. Lineage: Eukaryota; Metazoa; Chordata; Actinopteri; Mugiliformes; Mugilidae. The record is from RefSeq and is a predicted model, not a curated record. The transcript is spliced from 8 exons.